AUGGAGCCCCUGGCCAGCCUUCCGGAGCUGCCGCCGAGCGACUGCCCCGACCUUCAGAAGGCCAGCACGGGCUCGACCGAGGCCCCCUCGACAUCCGGCUCGGGCUCUUCGACGUCCGACUCCGACUCGGACUCCGGCUCCAACUCCCGGCGCUCGGGCGCAGCAGCCGACGCCGCGAGCAGCGACGGGAACAGCAGCGACAGCGACAGCGACAGCGAGCUCACCGACAUCAGCGACGAGGAGGCGGUCGACGAGGACGCCGAUUCUGCUCCAGUGGACCCCAAGGACCUGGUGACCGAGGUACCGAAGGCACCGAAGGACCCGAAGUACCCCGUGACCUGGGAGGGGGCAUCGGCCCCAGGGGUGCCUGGUUUCAACAAGAUCGCCGCACUGAGGCUGCUGAGGCCGCUGAAGAAGGCCGCGAAGGUGGCAGCCGCGGCCCUUGAGGGCCCCGUCCCGCCAGCGGGCAAGAGCGUCGCAUGCCCGCCGCUGCAGCCGCACCAGGAGUCGGUGGCACUGCUGCUGCACCCGCAGUCGCCGGUGACGAGGCUGCUGGUCGACCACCCCACAGGCUCCGGCAAGACGAGGGAGAUGAUCCGCGUGCUGGACAACUUCUUCUCCGACCACAGGCCGAAGGUGCCCAUAUUCCCCAAGGAGCCCGUGUGCCGCAACUUCUACGCCGAGCUGCUGCGUUGGCCAAGUCGCUACCGCGACUUCUUCUGCUGCUUGAACCCAGAGGAGGCCAAGCAGGCCUGCGGCUUGCGGAGCUGGCGCAAGCGGCGAGAGCAGCUUUGGGACCUGUCGGAUCUGGACGAGACGGAGCUGCGCAGGCUGUGCGCCGCGCUGCGGGAGACGCUCGAGAUGAAGGGCUGGUUCUACAUGGGCUGCAUGGUGCGUUCCAAGCGGAACGACUUCAAGAAGCGCUUCCCCAACGACGAGCUGCCGGGUGGCCCUCUGAGGGCUCUGCGGUACUCCUCUGCUGGAGGGCGGCACACGCAGCUGAGGGAGGGCUGGCCGAUCAGCGCCCUGCUCAAGGUCGCCUUUGACCACGACGGGAAGAACGUCUACUCGAACAAGAUCGUCCUGAUGGACGAGGUGCACAAUCUGGUUCGCGCGCAGACGCAGUACCUGGAGCAGCUGACGAACCUGCGCGAGCUGCUCGCGGGCGCCAGGGGCAUGGUGCUCGCGGGCUUCACUGGCACCCCGAUACUCAAUGAGGCAACGGAGGGCAGGCAGCUCCUGGACGUCAUCAAGGGAAAGCUCGCUCCCCCAGGCGACGAGGGCUUCCUGUCCUCCUUCCCGUUCCGGCCCAAGGAGCUCUUCCCCGUCUCGCUGCCGCAUGGCAUCCCGGACGCCACGCUAACGCCGAAGCUGCGGCGGCGCCUGGUGCAGCGGGUGGCGCUGAAUGGCGAGGCCCUGAAGAGGUACGACAUCAAACGCCGGAAGGGCAUGCCAGAGCAGACCCUGCACAGGUAUUGCAAUCUCAGCGUGCACUUCGGCAGCCUCCACUCCGGCAGGAGCGGCACGAAGGCCCGCGUGCUGGCGGACAUGGCGGCGUGCGCCCCAAAAUUGGACGCCAUCGCGCGAGACGUCGCCCGAAGGCCCGAGAAGGCCCUGGUGCUCAUCAACCGCAGCUCCGGCCUGGAGGCCCUGCUCGAGCAUCUCCGCGCCCUGGCCUCCGCGGCGGGCACGCCGGCGGAGGAGGGCCAGGCCGCCCGGCCCGCCUUCGGGGUGGCGACCAUGGACCAGCUGGCCGCCUUCAACUCACGAGGCAACCUGCGCGGGCAGACCUUCCGCGUCCUCGUCGCCGACGCCCUCACCUGUUCCGAGGGCGUCAGCUUCUUCGGCGUGCGGCGCCUGCACCUGGCGGACGUGCCCAAGACGCCCAGCGCCCUGAUACAGUCGGUGGGGCGCACCAUCCGCAUGCACGGGCACCGCGGGUUGCCCGUGGAGGAGCGCACGGUCACGACGGUGCUGCACGUGGCGGGGAUGCCGCGCUGGAUGCGGUCGCCGCUGGGCGCCUUCGCGCUCCAGGCGCAGAAGAAGCACGACAAUCCGCAAGCGACAUUUGGCGGCGCCCGGCAGAUGCUGCGCACGCUGAUGAAGGCGGGAAGCUCGAGCCUGGAGCAGUUCAAGGCGCUGGUCGACGAGCGCAGCGGCCCGCCCGCGGCCGCGGCGCGGGAGGGGGCCGACGCCUCGGACGCCCGGGAGAAGAAGCCCCUGGAGCCGAGCCAGAUGGUGUCGCUCCUCGAGCGGCUGAGCCUGUGGGAGGAGGCCAAGACGAUGCGGUCGCGGCAGCAGAAGCUCAAGAGGAAGCCCGGGCACUUCAAGCAGCGCGUGGCGAAGGCGGCGAAGAUGGCAAAGGCGAAGCCCGCGCCCGCGGCGAG
Molecule: messenger RNA, 2387 nt
Organism: Prorocentrum cordatum
Lineage: Eukaryota; Dinophyceae; Prorocentrales; Prorocentraceae
Source: the annotation of a GenBank genome assembly